This is a messenger RNA of Erpetoichthys calabaricus (reedfish), 3052 nucleotides long. Its product is annotated as G-protein coupled receptor family C group 6 member A-like. Gene Ontology annotation, cellular component: membrane. The record is from RefSeq and is a predicted model, not a curated record. Gene Ontology annotation, biological process: G protein-coupled receptor signaling pathway. The transcript has 8 exons. Bases 162 to 2402 code for a protein of 746 amino acids. Lineage: Eukaryota; Metazoa; Chordata; Cladistia; Polypteriformes; Polypteridae. Gene Ontology annotation, molecular function: G protein-coupled receptor activity.
GUUGUAAUUUAUGCAAAAGUGCAUGCGCUAUGAAGAGAAGGCUCUGGCUCAGCCAGUGAAGAGAGAACACCGACACCUGCAGCCGCUGCUUCUGCCAUCCUGCUGAAAAACUGAAUUCCAGUAACGCUGCUCACAACAUCUUUCACGGGGAAUUUUUAAAAAUGCAAGAUGUUCCGACCAUUUGUGUUUUCUUGAUCCUGGGAGGUUUUUGGAGGAGCCUAGCACUAGUAAGCCUGCCAUGUGUGUCAGAGAAUGAUGGUGACCUGUACGUUGUGGGGUUGUUUCAAGUUUGCACAGAACAAGACAAUGCUGACUCAUUUAUGUAUACAGUGUUCACCGCACUUGAGUCUGCACUGAAGAACACAAUGAACAAUUAUUCUGGAUUUAAACUGGGAUAUAAACUCUACAGCUCUUGUGGAGACUGCCUUGAUAACUAUGAAUAUGACUGUUACUAUAAUGGUAACUGUCCUCUGGACAAUUUGCCUGUAGUUCUCCAUUUUACACAAGACUCUUUGGACUAUUUAACAGACUUUGGACCGGGAACCCUAAAGAUUGUGGUGAAUGGAAAUGGAUUGCUUUCCUUUUUGCCAAACUUAACUGAUUUUGGUAAAGUCAUUGGGUCAUUCUUUGCAGAAAAACGCUGGACCCUUGUGGGAACAAUUUAUGAUGCGUGCAACGAGUACAUAGAGUUUGAAAAUCAGAACAGCUCAGAUUAUUGCAAUGACUGGAAGAUGGUUGUCUCUGACUUUAAUGUAAAGAUAAAUGAAAUAAAAAAUAAUAUCUUUGGACAUACAAAUAAUGUCACAGUGUUCUUUGGUACUUUAAAGCAAUUUAAAGAGCUAAUUACAAGUGUGUCAGGAAACACUACAAGACCUUUCGUGUACUGUUGUCUUGAAACACUUGAGGACUUGACGGACUUCAGUGACGUCCUAAAUCGCUCGAUGUUGCUCUACCAUGAGAUACGACUUGAUGAUGAUUCUUACUCUUACUCCAAGGAAGUCAUGAAAAAUAUAACACAAUCUGCUGAAGCAUCUACAAUCAUAGGAGGUUCAACCAACUUUAAUGUCACAGUGACAUUCCAGCACAACAUUUCAGAUGUUGGGAAUAUUCAGCAUAAAUUAAAUUGGGCUGAAGUUAUGUUCAGUCAGAUUUACACUCUGAUUCGGGUCCUUUACGAAGUUGCCAACAGCACAUGCCGCAGCAGACUGAAAGAGUGCCAGAUAUGGACCAACACCUCACAGUGUUUAACAAAGAAUGAAACAUCACUGUUAAGGAGCUUGAUUAGUGCUGCAAUUCAAAAUGAAUAUGACUUCAAAGUUUGCAAUAUUGAUACAAAUAAAACACACAAAAAUAUGAACUGCUACAGUGUUUCUCGACCUCAGAGUUCUUUGUGUGUUCAAUCUUGUAAAGUCUCAGAAAGAAGUGUAAUGAUUGGACACUGCUGUAUGCAAUGUCAGCCCUGCUCAGGAGGGACUUUCAGCAAUGGAACAGACUGCCUGCCUCUCACUAUUGUCCCUGACAUUUUGAUCUACAUUCUGUCCCCGUUGGGCAUCGUCCUGUGUGUGGGGUCCCUGGCAGUUUUUCUAGCACAUGCUAAGACUCCCAUUGUGAAAAUGUCUGGAGGGAAGAUCUUCUACUGCUACUUGACGGGUCUCAUUAUUGCUUUCUCCAGUGCCCUCCUGUUUGCUGUGACCCCAACAAAUAACACAUGUCUGAUAGGUCUGCCUCUCUCGGCUAUGGGAUUCUCGGUCUGCCUCUCCAGUAUUCUUGCCAGGUCCUGCAGAAUUUUGAUUGCCUUUGCCAACAAAGCAGAAAGACCAAACAAGUUUCAGCUUCACUUCUAUAUUAUCAUCAUCACAGUGGGUACUCUGGGAGAGGUAACCAUUUGCCUAGCAUGGAUGCUGAAGGAUCCCCUUUACUUCACCUAUUUGCCCCAAGCAAAGCAAUAUACCAACAUGGCCUGUGACUGCAACAACAAGUACUGGUACUACAUUUCUUUUGGCUACCUCGGGCUCCUUUGUUUGGCUACUUGGGGGUUAGCCAUCAAGAGUAACGCUCUUCCUCCUGCUUUCAGUGAGUCCCAGUCCAUCUCCUUCAGCAUGUUGAUCUUCCUUUCUAUUUGGGGCUGCACAAUUCUCAUAAUCAUGAGUGAUAUCAAAGACCUGCAGACAGUGAUACUUGGGGUGUCCAUCGCAUUGUCUGCUUGGGGUAUUCUGGGUUGCAUCACUCUGCCCAAGGUCUUUAUCAUCCUUUUCAGGCCAGAAAGAAACAGCCAACAGUGGAUAAGACACAUCACUUAUGAGUACUGUCGCCAUGUUGCUUAUAAGGCUGGUAUGAAUUUGGAGACGCAACAUUCCACUGUUUCGACUUCAGCAACCAGCAUGUCAUCUGUCACUUCAUGAAACAGCAACUGCCAUUGAAAAAACACAAAUUUUUUGUCAAGAGUUACUGCCUAUGUACAAUUUGCAAAUUGUGCAUAUGGGAUUUCACUGGAUUUUCUCCUUGGGCAUAGCUUAUAUAGGGCUGGCCCCCAAAACUAUUUAAAAAAAAAUAAUUUCCACCAAAAAUUAACCAUUUAUAUAAUUUUCCUGUCAAUAUUAAACAAUGACUUAAGGUGAUUUUAUUAAAAUGCAAUUUUAAUGUUUGCCUUCAUGCUGUAUUCAGGAUAAGCACACAAACUGAAUUUUGACAAAAAAAUCUACAAUAUCAUGGUCAGUUGGUUGAUAGCUGUCUUUUGCCUUACGACCAAUGUUAUCCAUUUGUCAGGCUGUAGUGUUGUGUUUUAAUUCAUUUUCCUUUAAAUUUUUUGAAAUAUUCAACAUUUAUAUAGAGCUCAAUAUGUUUCUUAAGAACAAUCUCCUAAAGAACAGCUGAAGCCAAAAAGAGCAUUACAAUACAGCAAACCUGGAGGAAGCAGACUCAGGCCUUGAUGAUCCUGGUACUGUAGUGCCAGAAGAGACCCACGCAGUGCACUCUGCAUCCAACACCAGUCAGGCUGCAAGCCCAGUCAGAAUCAAGGCUGGUAAUGAAGACUUCUCACAUUCAUCUCACU